UCAUGGCGCGUCCCGUAAGGUACUGCGUCCCCGGCGAACGUCUGUGUAACUUGGAGGAGGGCAGCCCGGGCAGCGGCACCUACACCCGCCACGGCUACAUCUUCUCGUCGCUCGCCGGCUGCCUGACGAAGAGCAGCGAGAACGGCGCGCUUCCUGUGGUGUCUGUGAUGAGAGAGACCGAAUCCCAGUUACUGCCAGAUGUGGGGGCUAUUGUAACCUGUAAGGUCUCUAGUAUCAAUUCACGCUUUGCUAAAGUACACAUCCUCUACGUGGGGUCCACACCACUUAAGAACUCUUUUCGAGGAACUAUCCGAAAGGAAGAUGUCCGAGCUACUGAAAAAGACAAGGUUGAAAUUUAUAAGAGUUUCCGCCCAGGUGACAUUGUCUUGGCCAAAGUGAUCUCUCUAGGUGAUGCACAGUCCAACUACCUGCUGACCACUGCUGAAAAUGAGCUUGGGGUGGUGGUGGCCCACAGUGAAUCAGGUGUCCAGAUGGUUCCCAUCAGCUGGUGUGAGAUGCAGUGCCCUAAAACCCACACGAAAGAAUUCCGGAAAGUGGCCCGAGUACAGCCGGAAUUCUUGCAGACCUAAGAAGUCACAUUUUACCCUAUGGAGGGGGUAAUAUGAUUCCAGGAAUAUGUGUAUGAAAGUGGCAUCAAAAUGCCAUUGUCUUUAUUCAGAUACCUGGGAUCAGCCAGCUACCACCUCUUAAAAAAUCUACCAGGAACUUGGUCUGUAAGUGGAACAUUUUUCUUAGGAACUGUGCAGUGGAGUCCGUUCUCUUCAGUGAUGAAGCUUUUCUU
Chrysochloris asiatica (Cape golden mole) is the source of this 802-nucleotide messenger RNA. RefSeq names its product exosome component 1 (gene EXOSC1). Gene Ontology annotation, molecular function: RNA binding. The coding region runs from base 3 to 590 and encodes 195 amino acids. The transcript is spliced from 8 exons. NCBI's taxonomy places the organism in Eukaryota, Metazoa, Chordata, Mammalia, Afrosoricida, Chrysochloridae. Gene Ontology annotation, biological process: RNA processing. Gene Ontology annotation, cellular component: nuclear exosome (RNase complex); cytoplasm. The record is from RefSeq and is a predicted model, not a curated record.